Lodderomyces parapsilosis is the source of this 363-nucleotide messenger RNA. It is a transcript of the gene RPL35, whose product is annotated as 60S ribosomal protein uL29. Lineage: Eukaryota; Fungi; Ascomycota; Pichiomycetes; Serinales; Debaryomycetaceae. Gene Ontology annotation, biological process: maturation of LSU-rRNA from tricistronic rRNA transcript (SSU-rRNA, 5.8S rRNA, LSU-rRNA); translation. Gene Ontology annotation, molecular function: structural constituent of ribosome; mRNA binding. The record is from RefSeq and is a predicted model, not a curated record. Gene Ontology annotation, cellular component: ribosome; cytosolic large ribosomal subunit. The coding region runs from base 1 to 363 and encodes 120 amino acids. The transcript is spliced from 2 exons.
AUGGUCGCCGUUAAAACUUUUGAAUUGAGAACUAAAUCCAAAGAACAAUUGGAAGAACAAUUGAUUGAAUUAAAGAAAGAAUUGGCUAACUUGAAGGUUCAAAAAUUACAAAGACCAAGUUUACCAAGAAUCCACAUUGUUAGAAAAAACAUUGCUAGAGUCUUGACUGUUAUCAACUUGAACCAAAGAGAGAAUGUUAAAGCUUUUUACAAGGGUAAGAAAUACCAACCAAAAGAUUUAAGGGCUAAAAAGACUAGAGCUAUCAGAAGACAAUUGACCAAAUUUGAAAAAUCACAAGAGACUGAAAAGGCCAAAAAACAAAGAAUUACCUUCCCACAAAGAAAGUAUGCUAUCAAGGCUUAA